Molecule: messenger RNA, 1023 nt
Organism: Solea senegalensis (Senegalese sole)
Lineage: Eukaryota; Metazoa; Chordata; Actinopteri; Pleuronectiformes; Soleidae
Product: basic salivary proline-rich protein 3-like
Exons: 4
Coding region: 1-1023 (340 amino acids)
Source: RefSeq, a predicted model, not a curated record
AUGGGUAUCCUCAGGAGGGUGGUUGGCUUUUCCCUUAGAGAUAGGGGAAGGGGAUCCCCAGUUACCUUUGACCAGAAGCAUCAGUGUCAGUGGCUGCAGACUGGAGGCGUGGCUGACCUACUUCCACCGAGGACGCUGGUGAUCAGCAGCACCUGCAGUGGCUCCUCCUCACCUCAGAAUCGACGGCCGAAAAUCAUCCAGGCGCCUAAGGCGCCCAGUAGUCGUACCGGGCAGGAGAGGCCCACAUCCACCACUCCCAGGAUAGCAACGCAUCCGCCCCGCAGGGGGCCCGUCGGAGGAAUGCGGGGGGAAAGCCCCCCCCACCCAGGGUCGACCCGAGGGGGCCGGCGGCGACAAGACCACGGACAGAGGCCGAACCACCCCACACCCAGGCAGGCCGCAGAGGCCCAGGGCCUCCGCACCCAGAGCCCGCCAGCGCCCAAGGGCAGGGCCAGCCCACCACCGGGGGGAGCAGAGCCCCCCCAGACCGCCCACCAGGGAGGCACGGCCAGAUACCCACCACCGUCACCCCCACCGCCCCCCAGAAGCCGACCGCACGCCCCCCAGCCCAGGGAGGGACAGGCGGAGGUCCACGUAGGGCCACCAGCCAAGGGGGCCCCCAGAGACAGAAGAGAGGCAGACCCCCGAGCCGGUCCAGACCCCCCAGGUAGAGGCAGGGCCAAUGGUCCAAGGACCCGCCGCGCCCAACCCCGCGGUGCCCCGGAGAGGGGUCCCCCAACAUCCAGGAGCAUCUGCGCCCGCCGACGACCCCCGCCGGGUAGGCAGACUGCCGCCCACCACCGUACCUUCAGGGAGGUGCGUCAUGAUGAGCCACAACCAUGCCUCCCGGACACCCCCCAGACCGAGCGCAGGGGACCCGAUCCCCCACGUCCAGCGACGCCUCAUGGCCACCACUGCUGCCCCCACCCAGACCGCCAGUCCCCACACGGCCAGGGGGUGGGCAGGAAUCGAGCGCUCAGGAGUGCACCCACGACCACCCCCCCCACCCCAGCCCACCGGUGA